Messenger RNA from Cololabis saira (Pacific saury), 2377 nucleotides. It is a transcript of the gene il10ra, whose product is annotated as interleukin 10 receptor, alpha. Gene Ontology annotation, molecular function: protein binding. NCBI's taxonomy places the organism in Eukaryota, Metazoa, Chordata, Actinopteri, Beloniformes, Belonidae. Bases 158 to 1879 code for a protein of 573 amino acids. The record is from RefSeq and is a predicted model, not a curated record. The transcript is spliced from 7 exons.
ACAAAACAGCUGCAUGUCUUCUACAUAUCGUCAGUGCCUUAAUCUCACGAGAGAUGGCUGAGGGCUUUCAUCUCUAAAGCUUUGAAAAAGGAACUUUGCUGUCCUACUCUACUCAAUGGAUUUUGACUGACUGAAGAAAUCUCUCCAGACACUUGAAAUGGAUAAGAAAAACAAAAUACCGAAUCUCAUCUUUUUCAUCUUUUCUCUAAUUCUCUUCAUUAACCAUGUUUCAGGAAUGGAUGUCCGCCAGCCUGUCAAACUGGAAGUCAAUAUUUCCGAUGGGGAGGUAAUAGUAUUUUGGGAACAUCCCGUGGACAUCCCCACAGAAUUUGGGUACAAUGUAGAAAUGACAAGAUACCAAAGUAAUGACUGGACCCCAGUAUCUGGCUGUUCGAUGACCAGAAACCACUUCUGUGUUCUCACUAGUCUUAUAGAUGAUUAUGGAAGUGGCUACAAGGUACGGGUUCAGUUGGUCACAGGAACCCAAGUGUCAGCAUGGAUCUACAAGAAAUUUCUCCCCAAUAGAAGCGGCCUGCUGCCUCCAGCCUUCAGUUUGUGGGCUACUUCCAGCACCCUGACAGUUAAAGUUCAUGAAAAACCCAUUCUGAAAAAAUUAUUUCCUUUCGGAGUCAUCUACACCAUCUAUUUGGAGGAACUAGGCCAAGAUAAUAAGACUACCACAGCUUACCUGAGAGAUGAAGGAGAGGAAGAACAAAGGAAAUUGAUUUUCACUGCUCUCCACUGGGGGAGAGAGUACUGCGUCGGCAUUGAGGUAGAAGGCACUGGAUCUCUCUCCAAAAGCAGUAUGUCCCCGCAACAGUGUCUGCACCUCCCAGAGCAAGAAUGGUUCAUUGUUGCUGCCUCAUCCCUAUCUCUUCUGGGUGCCAUAGCAGUGGUUGCUAUUAUGGGAAGCAUCCUUUUGUGUUAUCUGAGACGUCCAGCAAAAACACCCGCUGCACUGAAAUCCCCAGUAGGAGCGUGGCUUCCGCUCUCUGUCACUGAAGAAACAAUGGAGGUGGUUACAGACAAAGGAUGGUUUCUGUACAGUUAUGGACCAGCGGUGAAGAACUCUUUCAACCUCCCAGUGACCCAUGUUACAAUAACAGAAGACUCUGAAGAAGACAGGAGAACCAGCAUGGACAGUGGAGUCAACAUUGAGUCAAACUCCACCACAGACAACGGAACAACUCCUCCAAUGAGACAAGAGGACAGUGGCUGUGGGAGCAUGGGGGGACCAGAGAGCUCAACUAGCAGCCAGGUAGAUUACACCCUGAAGGAUGAGAGGACUGAACAUGAUGAAGUCAUUGUCAGGAAAAGGGAAGACAGUGGUGUUGGCAUGGGUUGCCGGCUUGAGUCUUCUUCUAUAAACAUGGAUGAACAAGAAAGUGCACCUCUGAUGAAAUGUAUUGCUCUGCAAAGUUAUCGCAGCCAGAAUCCUUCUGUUGUCCAGAACCACGAAUGUGGUAAUGAAGACAUGUUUAAACAGUUACCAGCAGACUCCAUUUUGGCUGAAGUGGUGGCAGGAUACAGAGCUGGACCUCAGUCGUGUAUUUGUUCAGGAGCAGGUCAGUGUAGCUGGUGCCAUAAACAUAAUCAUUAUGGAACUGAAGCAACCAGACACUACAGAGCUGUGGGUGUUGAAAACGGACCACUGGGGAGCGAAAGCCAUUUAAUAGACUCUCAAAAUAGGGGAGGCACAUUAUCAGGUUAUUCUAGUGAACCACAUAUGGACAUGAUGAAUGAAUGCAAUGUUUCAGCAUUACAAAUGAGUCAGACUUUUCCACUGCUCACUUCUCUUCCUCUAGUCAAGUGCGGACAGGAUAUCAAUAUGAACAACUUGCCACUCUCUCUCUGUGACGUACAGCUGACAUCUGACUGAUAAACUGGGGAAUGUUUCAACACUAUUUAUAAAACCAUGCUGUCGCAGCCUGUCCUGCGAUUCACACAAACUGAAUCAUGACACUGAGGCACCAAUGUGUUAUGAAAUCUGAAGAAAAGGCGAGAAAAAUCUACUGCGGAAAGACAAUUGAUCUUGUAGGAUGUAACAAGUUGUUAUUGCUCAAAUGAAGGAAACAUAAGUUAGACUUCACAGCUGCUGACUGAUAACUGUUAUCCAAGUUCAUGGGAGCUUGGACUGACAGAGGAAAUGCAGUGAAAAUCUCACACGAGCCUGCCUCUCUUAGUUUGACAUACAACUGACUGACAUGCAGAUGCAAGAAGUGAAACUGGUGUGGGAAGCACUGAGAGGAAAUGGUUUGACAGCUUUGUGCUUUUGGACAUUUCAUGAUUUCACCUCUGCUGCUUUAAGUUUCCCAUUUACUGAGCUUUGUUAAAAGUUCUUGCUUGUGAAAGAAACCUCAUGAAAAAAAAAAUCAGA